CUUGCACUUUUCCAGGCGGAGGAGCGCGCCCGCCCGCGCGCUGCGCUCAGGUGAGCUCCCGUCGCAGGUGGGACGCGGGCAAGUCAUGGAGCUCGACCCGCCUCAGCUGCCUCAGGCGCCGCCGGCGCCGCCCUACUUCUACGACCACCACGAGUCGCCCGGCGACGACUUCCACCGCUCGAGCGCGCCCAGCGAGGACAUCUGGAAGAAGUUCGAGCUGCUGCCCAGCCCGCCGGCCUCGCCGCUGCCGCCGGGCCCCGCCGAGGACGCGGCCGCCGACUACCUGCUGGAACCCGGCCGGCUGCUGGGCAACCUGAGCGCCUUCGUCCUCCGCGACUGCAUGUGGAGCGGCUUCUCGGCCCGCGAGCGCCUGGAGAAAGCCAUGGGCGAGAAGCUGACCGCCAAGCCGCCCGCCCAGGGCCCGCCAGCCGCCGCCCCCACCGCCGCCCAAGCGCCGCACGACGCCGCGCUAGGCGGGCUGUGCGUGGCCCCCGGCGCCGUCUUCGCCUGGCCCGCCGACUGCAAGCUCCCGCCCUCCUCCGGCUCCGAGAGCCAAAGCGAAUCGGAAGGGGAAGAAAUUGACGUGGUGACAGUUGAGAAGAGGCAGUCACUGGGUGUGAGGAAGCCGGUCACCAUCACUGUGCGGGCUGACCCCUUGGACCCUUGCAUGAAACGUUUCCACAUAUCCAUCCACCAGCAGCAGCACAAUUACGCAGCCCGCUCACCACCUGAGGCUUGUUCCUGCACGGCUGCCUUGGAGAAAAGCAGUCAAGAGGAAGAGGAGGAGGAGGAGGAGGAGGAGGAUGGUGGUGCACAGUCCCUGAGGCAAGUGGCAGAGCCUUCCUCUCUUGAACCUUUCCUCCUGAAAUCCGGGAGUGCUCCCAGUUCGGACAGUGAAGAUGUGACCAAGCGGAAAAACCACAACUACUUGGAGCGCAAGCGGCGCAACGACCUCCGCUCGCGUUUCCUGGCGCUGAGGGACCAGGUCCCUGGUCUCGCCACCUGCCCCAAAACCCCCAAAGUGGUGGUGUUGAGCAAAGCAUCAGAGUAUCUGCAGUCACUACUCAAAGCAGAGCAGCAGAUGGUUGCUGAGAAGAAGCUGCUAAAAUUGCAUCAGCUUCAGCUGUUGAAACGGAUUUCGUACCUCAAGAGUGCGCAUUAGCUGCCAGGAACUCCAAACUGCUUGCCAGCUUGAUCUCUGCACUUUUUUUGUGGGGGGGGGGGAAUCAAACAAAAACAAAUUGGUUUGUUGACUUGCAGAUCCCAGAAUGCAAUGCAGCUGGUGCACACAAAUGGGGGCUUGCAUUCCAUACACUAUUUUCCACCCUGGUCUUCUCUCUUAGCCAGUUAUGGGUGCUGGAGAAUCUCCUAAGUUGUGCAGGAGUGAUGAUGAUCAGGGCAGUGGGGUUGAGCUACUCAGACUUCAGCUUCUACAGCAAAAUGCUGACUUCUUCACAGGCUGAAUGAACCUCCAUUCCAGUUGGGAUCACCAGAAGCCUGAGUGCUUCUCUGGAAAAGCAUCUUGUGGAAUACUUCACAAUACUUUCUGACAGAGGGGCCUGAGUCAACAUUUCUAAAGCUGGGGCAAAGAUGGACCCUUCAGUUGUCUCUCUCAAGAGCCUUCUUCUGUUUCCCCCAGUCAAAGUUGGAUUGUAAACACUGGCUAUGGAUAGUUCUACAUACCCUCUUUUCUCCCCAGACUCUGCUUCUUGCCGCUGACAUUUAAGAAGACAGAUAUCUUGUGCAAUUUGUUAAUUUUUUUACAAUGGUCCUACGCAAUAGACUUUUUCCCACCCCCAAGCACACCCCCCCGCCCUAUUUUCCAAUGUUGUUUAGGAUUGACAGCUCUCUUCCCUUCUUGGAAUUUAUUAUGGGUGAAUUUUUAAAUGUUGCCACCUCUGAUGUCCUGGCUAGGGCUUAUGGGAGUUGUAGUCCAAAACAUCUGGAGGGUACCAGGUGGAGAAUGUCACAUUAUGUGAAGUUAUUUCACAGCUGACACUUGAAGACAGCUUAAAUCUGGCUUUUGCUUGAGAUCUGCAGCUAGAUUACCCCUCAGGCUAAGAUCAGUGCCUUUCACACUUGAGGUGGAAAAAAAUAUUGGGCAGAUCUACACCAUACACUUAAAGCACAUGACUUCCCCCACCCAAUCCCCAAAGAAUCCUGGCAUCUGUAGUUUCUCACAGAGCCAGAAUUCCCAGCACCCUCAACAAACUAAAGUUCCCAGGAUUCUUUGGGUGAAAACAUGUGCUUUAAAAUGUAUGGUGUGAUUCUGCCCUUAAUGGCAUCAGCAUAAUAGACCCCAAAGUGGAUUGAUUUCAAUGGGAUUAAUUCAGGUGAACUUCUAAUCAGUUGUGUCCAGUGAUGAGACCUGACUGCUGUCUUGCUGUGUCAACCUUGAAUCUGCCCCUCGGGGGUAAUUCCUCUUUCUGAGAUGGAGGGGUGCAGAACCUUCUCUCAAGAACUGUUAGAGGCUUGAUGUGUGCAUUUAAGACAUUCUCCCCCCUCUCCCCCCAACUGCUCCUUCACUGGAAAUGCACUGAGAUCACCUUGGAUUUCAUUUACCUCAUACUUAUUUUUCCACUUGGGCAAUGCAGCUGCUUGUCUUUGGUUUUGUAUAUCCUAGAAUCCAUUGUUGUGACUGCCUGAUUCUUUAUACUGGAUGGCUUUUUUUAAGAUAUACUAUUUUUAUACUUUUUUUUAGAAAUUAUUUUGUAAAAUACUUGUUCUCUCUUUCCUCCCAGCUUUUCAAAGAUAAAACAGUGGGUAGAGGGCUCUCAGUACUGCGUUUGUAGAUGAGAUCGUUCAAACUGAGAUUCAGCAGGAAAAAAAUACUUCUGUUUUGACUAGAAAAUGAUUUCCUAAGUCAGUGGUCUGGUCCCAAGUUUCAAGCACCAAUAAUGAGACUAUUGGACAUCUUAAGGGUGUUUUGGUAGAGUGGGUGGGUAAGGGAGUCCCUAGAUGGGAACAUUGUAAUUUCAACUGCCCCCUAUAGAGAAGUUUUCUACUGAAGGUGUCCUACUGAUUCUUAAGACUAAGAGAAGCCUUUCCCCCUCCACCUUCCCUUUCUCUGGAAAUAAAAGGGCUGCAUGAAUAUAUUUUGGGGGAAAUGUGCAGUGUGGCGUUAAUUGAUGUUUACUCACAGCUAGGUUCCACUGUGUCGCCCCCAGGAAAGGGAGCACCUCAGUCCCAUGCAUAAAGAGAAAGAAAGCAAUGAUAAUUUGGUGAUGUGUUUUUUGCUCUGGUUUUGCCAGGUCCUUAACAGCUUUUGUUGAGCUGGCUGGGGAUACCCCCCCUCCCUCCUUCCCUUUUAUGCAGAUCCCUCCCACCCAUCCUCCUUUGUCUCUUGGGUAGGGAGAGGCCAGAACUGGAGGUGAUGGAUGACCCUGUAUCUUGGCGUGCACACAGUUUGGUGGGCGCAGACUGGUCUCCCACAAUGCAUUGGGGGCUCCUUCAGGCGUUCCUUGACUGGCCCGCUGGAGCCUCAACGCUGGGUGGUCAGACUUAGCACUUUCUUUGUUACCUCGCACUUCUUAAAUAAACGGAAUCUCAAAAAGGA
This is a messenger RNA of Podarcis raffonei (Aeolian wall lizard), 3556 nucleotides long. RefSeq names its product MYCL proto-oncogene, bHLH transcription factor (gene MYCL). Gene Ontology annotation, biological process: regulation of transcription by RNA polymerase II. The record is from RefSeq and is a predicted model, not a curated record. The coding region runs from base 86 to 1162 and encodes 358 amino acids. The transcript is spliced from 2 exons. Gene Ontology annotation, molecular function: DNA-binding transcription factor activity, RNA polymerase II-specific; protein dimerization activity; RNA polymerase II cis-regulatory region sequence-specific DNA binding. Lineage: Eukaryota; Metazoa; Chordata; Lepidosauria; Squamata; Lacertidae.